AUGUCGCCUAAGCCCGUUGCAGCAACCUUUAAAGAUUGUAUGAAACGCCUUGAGCCGAUCGGUACCCUCGUGUUCAUGCCGGCUACCGUCUCCAUUCUGCUCGCGCUCCCGUGGGGUGGCACUACGUAUGCCUGGAAGGACGGCAAUGUCAUUGCACUAUUUGUGCUCUUCAGCCUUCUUAAGUCAUCCUUCAUUAUUACUCAGUGGUGGAUCCAGGAUGACCCUACGGACCCUCUAGGAGUCUUCAAAAUCCGCAUCAUCUGGUCUCGUGCACUUUACCACUUUAGCCUUGGUGCCAGCUUCUUCUUCUUCAUCUACUACCUUCUGACGUGGUUCGAGGCAGUUCAGGGCGUGAGUGCCAUCGAGUCUGGAAAACGAACACUGCCAAUGCUUAUUGGAAACAUGGUCGGGACCGCCCUUGUUUGCAGUGCGGUAAUGAUUAUAGGCUACUACGCGCCAUUCGUGAUCGUUGCGACCAUGUUGACAUGCAUCGGCGGCGGCUCAUUGACUUUGCUCAACACUUCAGUGUCUCCAGCCACUUGGAGCAGUUCCCAGGAGUAUUAA
Molecule: messenger RNA, 564 nt
Organism: Metarhizium acridum CQMa 102
Lineage: Eukaryota; Fungi; Ascomycota; Sordariomycetes; Hypocreales; Clavicipitaceae
Source: RefSeq, a predicted model, not a curated record